Gadus macrocephalus (Pacific cod) is the source of this 1266-nucleotide messenger RNA. RefSeq names its product opsin 8, group member a (gene opn8a). The record is from RefSeq and is a predicted model, not a curated record. Gene Ontology annotation, cellular component: membrane. Gene Ontology annotation, biological process: G protein-coupled receptor signaling pathway. Lineage: Eukaryota; Metazoa; Chordata; Actinopteri; Gadiformes; Gadidae. The transcript is spliced from 4 exons. Gene Ontology annotation, molecular function: G protein-coupled receptor activity. The annotation marks the transcript as partial.
UUCGGCGUUAAUUGGCGUAGUGUAUGGGGAUUUAAUUAUGUGGUUUGAACUAUCCCUUCUCACCUUCAGCCACAGUGUGUGUGACGUGUGCGAGAGAGAGCACACACAUGUAUGCGUGUGUCAGACCAGUAUAUCCCCAGUGGACGACGUUUCUCAUGCCACUACUUAAACAGUUUUUCUGUGCAGAGGACGACUAUAAAAGCUUACAGCUGACCCAAAUCGACCAGUGGGCUGAAACCUUGCAGGGAUUUCCGGAUCGAGAGACUCAUCUGGGUUAGGUUGAGUGGGGAGGCUGAACGCAGUGAAAGUAAUAUUAUUUGUGGCCAGGCGUUCAGUGCCAGAUGAGAAAUGGAACCUAAAUAUACAUCCAAGCUGUCCCAAACCAUUGACAUCGGGGUUGGACUUUACCUCGUCGUCAUCGCCAUCCUGUCGGUGAUGGGGAACACGGCGGUGCUGGUCAUCUCCGCGCGCAGGUCGACCCAGCUCAAGGGCCCCGAGCUGCUGGCGGUCAACCUGGCCGUGACCGAUCUGGGCAUGGCCCUCAGCAUGUACCCGCUGUCAAUCGCCUCCGCCUUCAACCACGGCUGGCUGGGCGGGGACCCUUCCUGCCUCUACUACGGCCUCAUGGGCAUGGUGUUCAGCGUGGCCAGCAUCAUGAGCCUGACCGUGCUGGGGAUGGUCCGCUAUCUGGUGAACGGAAAUCCCCCAGAGACGGGCAACAAGUUUGAAAGAAAGACCAUCCUGCUUGUGAUAAGCGGGAUCUGGCUGUACGCGGGCGUGUGGGCCGUCCUACCUCUUCUGGGCUGGGGCAGCUACGGCCCCGAGCCCUUCGGCCUGGCCUGCUCCGUGGACUGGAUCGGGUACAAGCGAUCCCUGAACCACUCCAGCUUCAUCGUGACCAUGGCCUUGCUCUGCGCCCUCAUCCCCUGCCUGCUCCUCCUCUUCGCCUACUCGGCCAUCGCCUGGAAGCUGCACAGGGCGUACCGCUCCAUGCGGACAGGCGACUUCCACUACGGCAACAUAGAGAGGCGGAUCACCCUCAUGGCGGUGAUGAUAACCCUGGGCUUCAUCUUGGCCUGGGCGCCGUACGUAUCAGUCAGUGCAUGGAGCAUGUUUCACCCCACCGACCAGAGUGGCAGUCUCCCUCCAGUCAUCAGCCUGCUGCCCUGCCUGUUUGCCAAAACCGCCACCGUGUACAACCCCUUCAUCUACUGCGUCUUCCAGCGCUCGCUCGGAAAGCACUUGUGUUGGUGUUGUUGUGGUGGU